Pyricularia oryzae 70-15 is the source of this 384-nucleotide messenger RNA. RefSeq lists its product as uncharacterized. The coding region runs from base 1 to 384 and encodes 127 amino acids. Lineage: Eukaryota; Fungi; Ascomycota; Sordariomycetes; Magnaporthales; Pyriculariaceae. The record is from RefSeq and is a predicted model, not a curated record. The transcript has 2 exons.
AUGGCAAAAUUGUUGGGCAAGGUGCUGCUGGAAGACCUGGUGGAUGAGGAUGUGCUAGAAGUGCUGGUCGUAGAAGAGCUGGUGUGGGACGACGAGAUGCUUGCUGCACUGGAGGAUGAUGAUGUGCUUGUUGCACUGGAGGACGACGAGGUGCUUGCUGCACUGGAGGAUGACGAGGUGCUUGUUGUGCUGUAUGUAGAAGAGCUAGAGGACGAAGUAGGGGCAGAGCUUGACGACGAAGAUGUGCUAGUGGAAGCGACAUUGGCUGCUAGACUAAGGGUAGUAGAGCUGGAGGAAGAGCUGGAGGAAGAGCUGGAGGAAGAGCUGGAGGAAGAGCUGGAGGAAGAGCUGGAGGAAGAAAGCUUGAGGACGAAUCUGUGCUAG